GGGCCCGGCUUUACCAAGCACAGCGGCCAGGCGCGGCAGAGCGGUCUCGGCGCGGCACGGAAGCCUCUCCUGGGACAUAAGAAUGUCUCCCAAGGAGAGGAAACUCUCCUCGCAGCCAAGCCCGGCUUCCACCGGCAUGUAGGCCUCCCCCAUAGCUCUGCCGCGGCUAGAGCGCGAAGCGAAGACCGGCGGUAAAGAGCUUUCGUGUUCCCCGCCCGGGAAUGACGCAUGCGCAGAGAGGAUGAGGCUCACUCUGGGAAGCACUUGAACGCCCACGGCCUGGUUGAGGUGGCCGGUCCACGAGAGGGUGAGCGGUCUCCGUAGUCUGUGUUUAGUCACAUAAACAAGCGUAUGGGAGACAUAGCAACAAAAAAAAGAUAUUAUGCUGGCACAGACUUCUGUGGUCAUGCUGUCAGAUGCGUGUCUGCCGAGGGAGAACCCACGACACGCCUCUGACAAAACAAAGCAGUCCAUUUGGUGGCUUUUCCUGGAUUCUAAUAAAUCCUAAUGAAUGAUGGCACGUUAAAGACUGUUAUUCUGGGGCAUCAUCAUGUGGGAGGAGGCCUGCUUCUCCUGUGCCUGUCUAUCCUGCCCUCUUCUCUAACUGGUGCAGAUUGUGGUUCACAGAUUGUAGCCCUUCCAAAUUCCAAGCAAGAAUUUGUAGCUGCAGGUGAAUUCCCUUGGGUGGUUUCACUGCGCGAUCUUCACAACAAGCACAUUGCUAUCGGAUGUAUCCUGAGCGAGUACUGGAUAGUCAGUGUGGCCUCCAGUUUCCAGAACAGGAGCCAGAUCUUUGCUAUGGCAGAUGUCACAGAUCUGAAGAGUGACAAAAGCAUCACUUUCCCUAUCAGCACCGUCUUCUUCCACAAGGACUUUGAUGAAAUCACUCUCGCCCACAACAUUGUUCUUUUGAAGACAGCCAACUCGCUGGAGUUCAGCGAGACCAUCCAGCCCAUCUGCUUCCUCCACCAAGAUUUCCCUGCAAGUGCCCUGAUGAACUGUGUAGUGGCCGGAUGGCUGAAUCCUCACUCAGGAAGGGGCUCUCUAAGGAAGCUCUCCAUGGAUGACGUUGACCCUUGUCCUCUGCAACGAACCAUGAGCACAGAGUGUUCCAGCCACAGGGAGGGUGACAACGCAGCUGGAUGCCUGGGGGACCCCGGCAACCCUAUCAUGUGCCAAGCAAAGGAAACAGGCCACUGGGUGCUGAAAGGAGUGCUGACUGAAGGGGGCGCCAGAUGCUAUGGGCCGUUUCUCUACACCAGGCUGUCCUAUUACAGCGACUGGAUUGUGAUCACCACGGCAAAAGGAAGAGCGCCCAUCUCUCCCUCCCUAGGCAGCAGACAUUUAGCCAUCUGGACUCUAACAGAGGAGCCCAGAGGGGCACCAGAACCCAUUCUAGCCAGCAGAGUCCUUAACUUCUCAGACGCUUCAGAAGAUCUUCCUCUCAGUGCUGAUGCAGAGUUACAACAGGGGAGCACAGAAUUAUUUUUAAAUGGUUCAGCUAAGUCACAGGGCAGGUCUGAGCCAAUCUACUAUGAUUAUUACAAUGGGGAGCUGCUCCCCAUUUCCACUGCAAAGAAGGGUCAGCCGCAGGGACUCAUAGCUGUAAGCCUCCUCCUUCAUCUUCUGGGAUGCUCAAUAACUGCUUAGGUGGGUGGCUUAGGGCUGAACAGGAGAUUCCGCACUAAGAAAAUCUCCCAUCUGCACUGCCAAUGCUAAUGCUGUGUGGUGCUGAUCUGUCUCUUUAGCUGGAAAGUUCUUUUGAACUAUUAAACUUUACAUCCUUUGA
Heteronotia binoei (common prickly gecko) is the source of this 1789-nucleotide messenger RNA. RefSeq names its product serine protease 54 (gene PRSS54). Gene Ontology annotation, molecular function: serine-type endopeptidase activity. Bases 508 to 1650 code for a protein of 380 amino acids. Lineage: Eukaryota; Metazoa; Chordata; Lepidosauria; Squamata; Gekkonidae. The transcript is spliced from 6 exons. Gene Ontology annotation, biological process: proteolysis. The record is from RefSeq and is a predicted model, not a curated record.